AUCCAUUUUCCAAACAGAGGUCUUUAAUGUCAACUCCAAAAAAAAUAAAUAAAAAAGAAACAGGUGUAACAAUGGAAACGAUUCAAACGGAGAAGAAGAUGGCGAAGUCAGUGGUGUGUUUGAUUUUGAUGUUUUCUAUUUUCUCUAUCACCGCGUCAAUCGAAGACAAAUGUGGAGCUUGCAACGCCGUCGCGGAGGAGCUAGAGCUUGGUCUUUCGAAGGAAAAACCGAGGAAUCAUUUGGAUAUGAGACAUCGUUUGGACUCAAAAGGUCAGCGUGUAGGAAAGGUAAUUGAUUACAGAGUCAGUGAGCUUAGAGUUGUUGAACUCUUGGAGGGGCUUUGUGAUAAGAUGCUAGAUUACACUCUCGAGAAGGUAGAUUCAACCAGACGAGAGUGGGUCAGAUUGGAUCACUGGGACAACAUUACAAUUAGUAAACAAGAAGCUAAAGCAUAUGCAAAAGAUAUCUCCACUUAUUGUGGAAGGUUACUUGAGGAAACUGAAGAUGAGCUGGCAGAAUUGAUAAAGAAAGGGUCUAUUCAAGCAGGAGAUGUAAGCAAGGUUCUCUGCCAAGAUUUAAGCAAGCACUGUGACGUAUCAAGUGGCACGCAGUUGGUGGAUGACAAUAACGAUGGAUCUGAUGGCGAACUCUGAGUCACUCAAACUUAUUUGUGGAUCGGUAUAAAAUGAGACUAAGCAAACCAAUUAUCUUGGGAAAAUAUCUAAGUUGGGCAUCCUUCCAAAAGUGGUUAGGUUAUCCUAUAAUGAAUUGCUUGUUCUAUAAGACUGAUCAAAUUUUGCUUCUAAUUGUCAUACGGGAGUCACGGGACCAUGCUUAAUUUACUUUAAACUUCAAUCACCAGCCAUAUUAAGUGUAGUCUUAUAAUGCAUACCAACAAUGUUUUCAUCAUUGCUCUAAAUCUUUUUUCUUUUUCUCUUUUUGGUAAUCGAGGGUGUCUGGUCAGUUUGUACGUACUUCGACUUA
Molecule: messenger RNA, 984 nt
Organism: Pistacia vera
Lineage: Eukaryota; Viridiplantae; Streptophyta; Magnoliopsida; Sapindales; Anacardiaceae
Product: protein canopy-1
Exons: 9
Coding region: 27-653 (208 amino acids)
Source: RefSeq, a predicted model, not a curated record